CUGUUCCUUGCUCCACUGCACUGUGUUUAACUAAGUAAUAGUACUAGUGGUAGUGCAACGCCCCACUCCUCCGAUGGCGGGCGCCAACGUCUCUGAGUUUGUCCUUGGUGGCGUGGCCGCCUGCGGGGCCUGCCUCUUCAGCAACCCCCUGGAGGUGGUCAAGACGCGCAUGCAGCUCCAGGGCGAGCUGAAAGCCCGGGGAACCUACCAGCGCCACUACCGCAACGUCUUCCACGCGUUCUUCACCAUCGGCCGCGUGGACGGCCUGCUGGCCUUGCAGAAGGGCCUGGUGCCCGCCCUCUGGUACCAGCUCUUCAUGAACGGGGUUCGGCUGGGCAGCUACCAGUGCUUGGUCAACCUGGGCCUGACCAAGAACAGGAAAGGGGAGGUGAGCGUGCCGCGGAGCGUGGCCGCUGGGGCUGUGGCCGGCUGCACGGGGGCGUUCUUCGGCAGCCCGUUUUAUAUGGUCAAAACUCACUUACAAGCACAGUCCCACAAUGUCAUAGCCGUAGGCUACCAGCACACGCAUUCCAGCUUCACCACUGCCAUCCUUCACAUCUUCCGAGAGGGCGGAGUCACAGGGUUAUGGAGGGGGGUCACGGCGGCUGUGGUGCGCGUGUCUGCUGGUUCGGCAGCCCAACUUUCCACGUUCUCGACGUCCAAAGAACUGGUUAUCAAGGCCAAUUUAUUCCACCCGCAAAGUAUCGCCGUACCCUUACUUGCCGGCAUGGCAAGCGGAGUCGUGGUGGUCUGCGUCAUGACGCCCUUCGACGUCAUCAGCACGCGGCUAUACAACCAGGGCCUGGAUGCACGCGGCAAGGGGCUCUACUACAGCGGCUUCACAGACUGCUUGCUGAAGAUUUACCAAAAGGAAGGCCUGUUGGGUUUCUACAAAGGCUGGUCAGCGUCGUGGUUUCGGCUGGCGCCGCACACCGUCCUCAGCCUCCUGUUCUGGGACGAGGCCAGGAAACUAUACAAAAAGGCCCGAGGUGCGGUAUAAUGGCUUGAUGCACAGCUGCUAGAGGGCGCCAUUGUAAACUGUGAAAUGCGUAUACAUUAGUGUUGUGCAACUGAAGCCUUCGUCAUUUUAGUUGGAUUGGGUCUGUUUCGGUUUAGCGUUUGCAACUUUCGGGUCGGAUCGGUUGAGCCGUUUUGGAACCCCCCCCCCCCCAAAAAAAACCCCAAAACUUUCUUGCUAUCAGUUUAUGAACAUGCUUGCAUGCUAAACAAAUUAGCAUGAGGUGAUAGCAAGACAGUGUUUAGAAUUGUGUUUACUCGCUUAAAUCAUUUUUGUAGGCCAGGCAAAUUUCCACACAGAGGCAAUUAGGCUACCUUUGUCCUAAUGCCUAAAAUUGAAAACUUGGUCCAAAAAUCAAUUUGACCUCGCUUGGAAAAAAAUACUAUCAAGAAAUAUCAGUUUUGGACGUUUGUUGUCUCAUUUUAAAGUGGAAAGGCGUAUCUUUCAAACCAUAUCUAUAUUAUCUAUGUUGGUUACAACAUUCUACGUUUGGCAUUCCGUUGUUGUUGUUGUUGUUGUUGUUUUUUGAUACACAUUGUAGAGCACCGGUAUGUUUAUCUGGUGGUGACUCAUUCGAAUCCUGCUUCUGUCAAAUGUCUUUUUUUUUCCACCCUUUUUUAUUCCCCAAAACUCGAGCAUUUACAAAAUUGUGAAACAUUAUAUUUUCAAUUUGAAAAAAAAAAUAUUAAGGUUAGAUUUUGAUAUAUGGCGCCCUCUGGUGACUGUGCAUUAUGCCAUUAGGAUUGUUAAAUUGACGAUGUAAUCGUCUGAAUAAUGUUGCCUUAAUUAAUACAUUUAUAUGAGUGCUGGAGACGAAGGUGCUGUACGUCCCGAGGGGACUAUCUUACCUCACAGCAGUCAACAAUUGUUUUGUUAUAUAUGCCGAUAAGUCAAAAGAUAAAUUUUGCAAGAAAUAAAUUGAAGGUACAAUAUUGUAACGAAAAUGCAAGUCAUGAUUACUUUCCAGUAAGCACACUUUAUUCUUCACUCUGAUAAGAUACAGGUUCCUUUCAUAAACUUAAUUGAUAGGACUUACGGAAGAUAAGAAGAUAAGUUUAAAGUUAACAACUCGUAUUUCAACGAGAAGAAUUAAUGCCAGUACAGUUGACUGUGUAUUGAUAAUAGGGCCUAUGAUAAACUAAUGGUAGAAUAACUGUUAAAUGAAAUGACUUGUACAAGUUUAAUUCAUCGAAGCUUUCUAGGUCAAGACGCUAUGAUUAUUAUGAAUAAGAAUAAUAUUUGGCGCAGUGGUUUACGGCCAAUCAGAGCAUUGCAAGAGACAUUUUGUUAUGAUGUGCUAGCUCCUUGCGCUAUGUACGCGCCCAAACGCUAUGAGAGACGAGCCAAGUCAGGGCUCGGUGUUCAGAUCGUGACUGGUUCUGGCCUGGUGAGGAAGUUCACCCAGAAUAAGGAGCGCGUCGUACUCAACGUUCGAUUGCAAUGCACAUUGGCGCUCCGCCUCAUCGUUAUCCACAUAGACAUUAGAUUAUACGCAUCGGGCACGGUGUGUGCCAACAGUAUUGGAAGACAAUAAAACCAUUAUUAUUAUUUGAAGAACAACA
Messenger RNA from Patiria miniata (bat star), 2580 nucleotides. RefSeq names its product solute carrier family 25 member 35-like. NCBI's taxonomy places the organism in Eukaryota, Metazoa, Echinodermata, Asteroidea, Valvatida, Asterinidae. The record is from RefSeq and is a predicted model, not a curated record. The coding region runs from base 74 to 1000 and encodes 308 amino acids. The transcript has 4 exons.